UGGAGCCCUAGCGAGCAAGCCAUUUGCCCACUGGAUUUGGGAUUCUACAGUGCCGAGCAACCACUUCUUGCCAUUGCCUACCACAACUCCAGCCCCCUGCCAUGGGUGGGCUUUUAUGGCUCCAAACCUUCUGAGCACACAACCUGCCCACCUCUAUCAGGGCAUUUUAUGUUGUGUUCUCUUCUAUGCACUUGCUUUUUGUUGUCCUUAUAGGUUAGUGUAUGAGGCUUUUUAAUGCAUGGGAGAUGGGUCAGGACCAGACAAAGCAACAGAUAGAGAAAGGACUCCAUCUUUACCAGUCUAAUCAGACCGAAAAAGCCCUGCGAGUCUGGAUGAGGGUGUUGGAGAAGUCUGCGGAUCCUGCUGGCAGGUUUCGGGUUUUGGGUUGCCUCAUCACUGCUCACGCAGAGAUGGGCAGAUACAAAGAUAUGCUGAAGUUUGCAGUGGUACAGAUUGACACAGCACGGGAGCUGGAAGACCCAGAUUUCCUUACAGAGAGCUACCUGAACCUGGCUCGCAGCAAUGAGAAACUCUGUGAAUUCCAGAAAACAAUCUCUUACUGUAAGACGUGCCUGAACAUGCAGGGUACCACGGUGAGCCUGCAGCUGAAUGGCCAGGUGAGCCUCAGCAUGGGCAAUGCCUUCUUGGGCCUCAGCACCUUCCAGAAGGCUCUGGAGUGCUUUGAGAAGGCUUUACGCUACGCACACAACAAUGAUGACAAGAUGCUGGAAUGUCGAGUCUGCUGCAGCCUUGGGAACUUCUAUGCGCAGCUAAAGGACUAUGAGAAAGCCUUGUUCUUCCCAUGUAAAGCAGCUGAGCUGGUGAAUGAUUACGGCAAGGGCUGGAGCUUGAAGUACCGUGCAAUGAGCCAGUAUCACAUGGCAGUGGCCUACCGGAAACUGGGGCGCUUGGCAGAUGCUAUGGACUGCUGUGAGGAGUCCAUGAAGAUUGCCCUGCAGCAUGGUGACCGGCCUCUGCAAGCGCUGUGUCUGCUGUGCUUUGCAGAUAUCCAUCGCAGUCGCAAAGACAUACAGACAGCCUUUCCUCGGUAUGAUUCCUCCUUGAGCAUCAUGACAGAGAUUGGGAACCGCCUGGGCCUGAUCCAGGUGCUGCUUGGAGUGACUAAGUGCUGGAUGAUCCAGAAGGAGCUGGACAAGCAGGGAAUCAGUUGCGUGAGGUACACCUUGCAGUCUCAGCAAGUAAACACUGUUUGCAAUGGAAGAAGAAACUGUGGAUUUAAAAACUCUGCUCAGUGUAAUAAUCCCUUCCCAGCCUCAUCUCAUGUUCAAAAGAUGGGACAGGACACAGCAGGUAGGCCUCCAUGCAGAGAACAUUCAGAGCACUCAUCAAACCCCUACAUCUGCUGAUCGCACACCCAGCCAUUGCCACCCUCUGUACCACAAGCAGUUAUCACUUGUGAGAGCCUGGUGAAGGCUUUGCACAAGUCUUCACCUCACCAAAACCAAGAAAAUGAAUAGGUGAAUCUUGUAUUCUGCUCCAGGCAUUAGUGCCCUCAUGGGUCAGGGACCUUAUUCCCAUUUUCCAAAUGUGACCUCUUCAGAUGUCAUAGCUCUGAAUACUCACCCAAGCCCGUUCCUCAAUUUGCCAGUCCUGGUUUCCAUUUCUCAUGCUCCUCAUUCUACUAUCAGUUACCUAAUAAAGCAGUUUGCUAACUCUCCGCUUACAGAUUCCCUAUUCUUGUCCUAGCUUCCUCCAUCUUCCCAAUCUCUUCAGCCAGUUGCUCCAUUUCCUUUAAUUUGCAUGUGGUUCCUGCCCAUGGCAGGGGGGUUGGAACUGGAUGAUCUUAAGGUCCUUUCCAACCCUGACUAUUCUAUGAUUCUAUGGUCAGUACUAUUGCAGAUCCUCUCAGGCUGCUCCCUCAAACUCUUGUGCAGUCUCACAUUCCUCUCCAAGAUAACUGUUCCCUGAGCUUCUCAGCAUCUCUCCCCCCACCCCACAUGCUUCACUUUGCUUCUUAGUCCCAGUCAUUAAUUUCAGGGUUUUCUAGUACACAGACACUCUUCCUAGGCACAGCUUGCAGUUAUGUUCUAACUGGUAGCCUUCAGUUCCCGCUUCCCUCUUCUUCACAUUCCUUAUCCUAGGCUGUUGCUGCCACCACAGGUCUAAUGCCAUCUCCUCUG
Messenger RNA from Neopsephotus bourkii (Bourke's parrot), 2141 nucleotides. It is a transcript of the gene RAPSN, whose product is annotated as receptor associated protein of the synapse. The record is from RefSeq and is a predicted model, not a curated record. Gene Ontology annotation, molecular function: acetylcholine receptor binding; protein-membrane adaptor activity. Gene Ontology annotation, cellular component: synapse. Lineage: Eukaryota; Metazoa; Chordata; Aves; Psittaciformes; Psittacidae. The coding region runs from base 222 to 1367 and encodes 381 amino acids. Gene Ontology annotation, biological process: chemical synaptic transmission. The transcript has 6 exons.